Molecule: messenger RNA, 2407 nt
Organism: Saccostrea cuccullata (small rock oyster)
Lineage: Eukaryota; Metazoa; Mollusca; Bivalvia; Ostreida; Ostreidae
Product: putative ankyrin repeat protein RF_0381
Exons: 1
Coding region: 89-2407 (772 amino acids)
Molecular function (GO): protein binding
Source: RefSeq, a predicted model, not a curated record
UGACAAGAUAGAAAAUGCAUACAAAUUUUCCCAUAGUUCAGUACAGGAGUGUCUCUUUAGUGUUUUGUUUAAUUUUGAUCCAAUAAAAAUGAUCCAAAUGUGUCAUCCGUCCCUACUUCUUACAUUGACGACAUGUACAAACCCCAAAAGUACACAAGUCCUCAUAGAACAACGAUUGUUUAAAUAUGUUGCCCGCCGCAUUGCAAAUAUAAUUAGAGAAAGGUCUGUAAUUGGAUAUUCCUCCAUAUCAUCACUGGAAUUAUGGAAUGAUUCAAACUUCCAUGAGCACGUAUUACUAUCUGAAGAAUGCACUUUGAAGUUUAAAACUUGCCGUGAUACCAACGGUGACUCAAUGAUUGUUCACUUUUCGAAGGUGGGAAAUAAGCGGUGGGUUGAAUAUUUACUUCCGAAUUCAGAAAAAAGACAAAGAUACAGAUCAAUUAACGCUGCUUGCUCAAAAAAUCAACCAAAUAUUGUUAAUCUCAUUUUGUCAUCUGAUGUGGAAUGUGAUCUUCAAACAUGUUUUUAUGCUGUACAAAGUGGCAAUAUAGAGUUAUUGCUCCGAGUUUGUGAGUUUGUUGAUCUUCAUCAAAUUUCCCAUUCCUUACAUCCUACCUGGAGUCAUAUAAGACAUAGCUUACUGAAGGAAAUAUGUUUUAUGCAACAAACACAAUUAAUUGAACAAGUUCUAGCAAAAUAUCCAUUCCUUGUAGAUAUAAUGGACUGCCAGGGCUCCAACUCUUUACAGUCUGCAGCAAGUUCUGGAGACAAACAUGCAUUUAAUCUUCUGUUAAAGUUUGGCUUUGAUCCAUAUGAAAAAGAUCGAGACAAUGGUCACACGGUUCUUACUUGUGCUUGUCAGAAAGGAAGAACAGAUAUGGUGAAAUACCUUGUUGAUAAAUAUCCUGCAUUACUCCAGGAACACACAGAUAUUCAUGGAAAAAGUCUUUUGCAUUGGGCAGCUUUCAGUGGAAACAUAGAUAUGUUUGAAUACAUACUAGACAUCUUUGAGAAUGAAAAUAUAUUACAUUUAUCAAGAGCAGUUAAACCACAAGUAGAUGGAAAAGAUAAUUCAGGUGAAUCUAUCCUGCACUUUGCAUGCGAAAAUGGACAUUAUGAUAUGUGUAAAUAUCUGUUGAGAAGAUACCCACAAUUACUGGAUGUCUGUGACAAUGAUGGGGCAAAUGUCCUCCACUCCGCAGCUGUAGGAGGCAACGUAGAUCUUUUUAAGUUUCUCUCAAGUAAAGGAUUAAAUGUUAACUGUACAACAAAUACUGGGAAGACUGUGUUACACAUGAGUUGUAAUGGGGGUAGAGAGGAAAUGUGUAGGUAUCUUGUGAAUAUGUAUCCAAGUUUAAUAUCGAUUACAGAUAAUAACAGAUGGACAGUGUUACAUUCAGCUUGCUUUGGUGGAAGUGUAGAAAUUGUGUCUUUUCUUAUAGAAAAAGAAAUGGACAUUAAUACCUUGUCAAAUGAUGGUAAAACUAUUCUGCAUAUAGCUUGUCUCAAUGGGAAACAUGAAAUUUGUGAGUACUUAGUUGAGAAUUAUUCCCAUCUAUUAGACGUCAGGGACAAAUCUAGUAAUACAGCAUUGCAUGCUGCAGCCUGGGGAGGCAAUGUUCAAAUAGUAAAACUAUUGAUUGAGAAAAAGAUGGACAUCUAUUCUGUACAGAAAGGUGGUGAAACAAUUUUACAUCAAUGCUGUCGUUUUGGUAAAAUGGAGAUGUGUGAACAUUUGGUCGAUAAUUUUCCAGAUUUAUUGGCGAUAAGGGACACUGAGGGGUGGACAGUGUUACAUUCAGCUUGCUGUGGUGGAAGUGUAGAAAUUGUUUCUUUUCUUAUAGAAAAAGGAAUGGACAUUAAUAUCUUGUCAAAUGAUGGUAGAAGUAUCCUGCAUAUAGCUUGUCUCAAUGGGAAGUUUGAAGUUUGUGAGUAUUUAAUUGAGAAUUAUCCCAAUCUGUCAGACGUCAGGGAUAAAUCUAGUAACUCAGUGUUGCAUGAUGCAGCCUGGGGAGGCAAUGUUCAAAUAGUAAAACUAUUGAUUGAGAAAAAGAUGGACAUCAAUGUCAUACAGGAAGAGGGUGAAACAGUUUUACAUCAAUGCUGCCGCUCUGGUAAAAUAGAGAUGUGUGAGUAUCUGGUCAACCAUUUUCCAGAUUUAUUAGAGAUAAGGGACAAUGACGGAUGGACAGUGUUACAUUCAGCUUGCAGUGGUGGAAGUGUAGAUAUAAUUUCUUUUCUAUUAAAAAAAGGAUUGGACAUCAAUGUUUUGUCAAAUGUUGGUGAAAGUAUAUUGCAUAUUGCUUGCCUAAAUGGUAAACAUGAUGUUUGUGGGUUUUUAUCAACAAAUCACCAAGACUUGUUAGCAGCCUGGGGAGGCAAUGUUCAAAUAGUAAAAGAUAAUUGA